Ostreococcus lucimarinus CCE9901 is the source of this 1341-nucleotide messenger RNA. RefSeq lists its product with no specific name. NCBI's taxonomy places the organism in Eukaryota, Viridiplantae, Chlorophyta, Mamiellophyceae, Mamiellales, Bathycoccaceae. The transcript is spliced from 2 exons. The record is from RefSeq and is a predicted model, not a curated record. The coding region runs from base 1 to 1269 and encodes 422 amino acids.
AUGGGCGGCCGCCGCGCGCACCACGAAAACGGCGAUCACCCCAUGUGUUCGUUCGCGGCGUGCGUGCCGCCCAAGGAGUGGAGCGCCGAGCGCGUGAGGACGUGCGUGGAUGAGUGCUUUGAAAAAUUGCCGAAGACGUACUACAAGGUGGAACGACGCGAGUGCGGCGGAUUGGCGCGGUCGAUGACGCACAAGGUGAAGUUUGCGAGCGGUAACUCGUAUGAGCUGGCGCUGGUGAGCGAUACGCUCGGGGCGGAGGAGGUUGGGAAGAAGUUUGAGGCGAUUCGCGAGGAGCACGCGGACCUGCGCGAACGGUCGCUGGCGUUGAAGGCGUAUUUGAAAGAGUUGAGCGGCAAGCAUAAAUUUUCGUUCGUCGUGAUCGACGAUACGACGAAACGUGUUUUUGCCGCGGCGACGCAGUUCAGCGCGCCGUUGUCGUUCGGCCAUUCGAAGGAUGGGAUGCUCGUUUUGUUUUGCGGCGCGGGGGGGAAGUCGGUGGCGACGCACUGGCCGCUCAACGAGCAAGAGGUGACCCAAUGCGCGCAGCACGGCGAGGCGGCGCGACGUCGAAGCAUUGAUGUGAGAGAUCGUCCACCCGCGAACGCGGCCGGCGGCAGUAGGCGAAGCGUGGACGGCGGUAGGCGAAGCGUGGACGGCGGCAGGCGAAGCGUGGACGGCGGUCGCCGCAGCAUCGACGAAAAAGCAGUCUUCACGUCUGAAGUCGGCUGGGUCGAUCCGGGCGCCACCGUGCCAGUGGAUUUCACUCACAACAGGAUCGUGCUCACGCAUCUCCCAGUCGGGCGCUUCGUGUACGGGCACGGGUACCUACAGCCGUACGAGUUCACCUCGUUUUGGAGCAGCGCCCAGAGCAACCGCGCCGGCGUGCCCGAGCGGGCGUUCCACAGCGGCAAUGACUGGUCAAAGGAGUCGCCCAACAGCAGCCGAAGAAGUAGUUUCGACGUCAACAGCGCCGACGGCGCGCCUCGACGUUCCAGCAUCGACGAACGUCAUCGCAAAUGGGAAAGCACCAAUUCAAAGUGCGACACCGAGGCGAGUUGGAAAAAACCCGCCGCAGAAGCGAAGCGCCCGCUCCCACCGCGUUCGCCGAUAAAAAGCCAAGAACCCAUCGUGCCUUCGCUCGAGAAAUUAUCCGUCAAGGACGGCGAGAAGAAAAAGAGCUCGCUCGGGUCAAAAAUCCGUCGAAACCUGUCUGUCGAAAGUCUCAAAAAAGCCUUCGGCGUCGCGGGCAAGAAAUCCGAAGACGCGUGACGCGAACGACCAGAUAUUCCGCCCCGCGCUCGCCUCGCGCCAUUGUAUUCUUAAACGCCACCCCAUCCGCCU